Messenger RNA from Cantharellus anzutake, 882 nucleotides. RefSeq lists its product as uncharacterized. Bases 1 to 882 code for a protein of 293 amino acids. The record is from RefSeq and is a predicted model, not a curated record. Lineage: Eukaryota; Fungi; Basidiomycota; Agaricomycetes; Cantharellales; Hydnaceae. The transcript is spliced from 9 exons.
AUGUACACAAACUUUGGAAAGUCGCACUACAAGUGUUGUGGUCGACAUAUUGCACUAGUAUACAUCACACACAUAUCGAAAGAUGCGAUGUCAUCCUACCGAGCACGAAACGAUGCACCGUUGGACCCAAUUGAUCCCAUAAUAACCCAAGGCGCAAUGACAGAAUCAGUGAAAAAUGUAUUCGUAUCACGUUGGGAUGCCACGGACCUUGCCGAAUUCCGAAAAGGCAACGGCAUCUGCACUGUCCCCUCUGCGCAGGACGAUAGAGCUUCACACCAGGACACGAUCGGUCGUCCCUGGGCCUUGUGGGAUUUUAGGCAGAACAAGGAUGGGACUGAUCAGGGACUCGAAGCUUGGGGUACCGUUCUAUUGCUUCCCGAGGGCAUGCCUGGAGGAUCUCCGCUGUUUUAUGCAGGUGUUGUUGAAGAUGCAGGAGGUUCUCUUUCUGUCCGAGUGUAUGGUAAUUACGGGCCAUGCAUUAUGACCACGUUUCGAAGUGUGGACGUUCAUUUGGGGGGAUCUGGUUUCGGUGACGCCGUGCUUCUCGAAGAUGGUGUAGUCGCAAUAAUCCGUAUGGCGACUCUGGAACUUCCGCGUCUUCGGAUAAAUACCUUCGGCCACUGGAAAUACAGUGGUUUCGCUUUCUAUGGGCGUCCUGUUCGCCGGUACCAUAUCAGAGGCAACGGUGGCUCGCCUUGUGGCCAAAUGGCAGUCAGAAAAGCACCAACGAAUGCUCCAAUUACUGAGGCAUCUGCUGGAAUGCAUGGAACAGUGACACCGACCAAAGUGACGACCAAUGGGGACAGCGCUGAACUUCAGCAGCGGCAGUUUCUUUACACGAAAGGCAACAGCGCCAUUUGCUACGUUGUCUUCACUGAAUGA